Messenger RNA from Astyanax mexicanus (Mexican tetra), 3331 nucleotides. It is a transcript of the gene cnga2a, whose product is annotated as cyclic nucleotide gated channel subunit alpha 2a. Gene Ontology annotation, cellular component: intracellular cyclic nucleotide activated cation channel complex; plasma membrane. The record is from RefSeq and is a predicted model, not a curated record. Gene Ontology annotation, molecular function: intracellularly cGMP-activated cation channel activity; intracellularly cAMP-activated cation channel activity; protein-containing complex binding. The transcript has 7 exons. Lineage: Eukaryota; Metazoa; Chordata; Actinopteri; Characiformes; Acestrorhamphidae. Bases 308 to 2338 code for a protein of 676 amino acids. Gene Ontology annotation, biological process: monoatomic cation transmembrane transport.
UCUCUCUCUCUCUCUCUCUCUCUCUCUCUCUCUCUCUUGUGGUCCUGAUGUGAUUCGCAGGGCUUCAGUCUGGUCGUGACGGACAGAUCUCAGCCGAGUGCAGAAGAUUGAUGGAAGAUUUUUCUUUAAUGGAGGACAAAAUGAAACGAUUUAUUUCUGGACUAGAACAAUAGUUUUUUUUUAUUGGAGAUUUCUUGGUGGGAAAACCUGAUGAGUCUCUCCGUCAUAAAAGUUUCCCUGGAUUUAAUUGGACGUACCUGCACCUGUUACAUCACCUAGAAUACCUGUGAACAUCUCAUUUAAAAGGAUGACGGGUCAGGUUCUGGAGGAGAGUACGGAUCUGACGGCCCACCGGCUCUCAGUGAAAACCUCUAUGGAGGAUGAUUCUGAGAGAGCAGACAGUAUACUGAGCCGAGGCCCAUCUAUAUGUGAUGACACGUCUUCAGAGCUGCAGAGAGUCGCCACCAUAGAGCCUCGUGGCCUGAACUCACGAAACUCCUUCCGUGGAAGAGGAGCCAUGUCACGGUUGGUGAGUAUGGUGGUGACGCUCCGGGAAUGGGCCCAUAAGAGUCUCCAGGAGGAGGAGGAAAGACCGGACUCGUUUCUGGAGCGUUUCCGCGGGCCGGAGCUUCGCAUCGCUCCCAGCCGGAUCAGCAGCAACAGACCGGACCAGAACGACCCGGACAGCAGUGCAAAAACCAAGAAGAAGUCAGACGUAUUUGUCCUCGCAGCAGCAGACGACUUGUAUUACCACUGGCUGUUUAUCAUCGCCACCGCUGUGCUGUACAACUGGUGUCUACUGGUGGCCAGGGCCUGCUUUGAUGAGCUUCAAACCAACAACUACAUUGUGUGGCUGGUUCUGGAUUACCUCUCUGAUCUGGUCUACAUACUGGACACCUGUGUGAGACUGAGAACAGGUUACCUGGAGCAGGGUCUUCUGGUGAAGGACCUCAAAAAGUUAAGAGACACCUACAUCAGCAACCUCCAGUUUAAGCUGGACCUCCUGUCCAUCCUGCCCACAGACCUGGCGUACAUCGCUACUGGAAUCCACGUACCGGAGCUGCGAUUCAAUCGUCUGAUGCGCUUCUCUCGGUUGUUUGAGUUCUUUGAUCGUACGGAAACUCGCACAAGCUAUCCGAACACUUUCCGCAUUGGAAACCUGGUGCUCUACAUCUUGGUCAUCAUCCACUGGAACGCCUGCAUCUACUUCGCCAUUUCGAAGUCUCUUGGCUUCGGCUCAGACCAGUGGGUCUACCCUAACAUCUCGGAUCCCGAGUUUGGUGCUCUCUCAAGAGGCUACAUCUACUGCCUCUACUGGUCCACCCUCACGCUCACCACCAUUGGCGAGAUGCCUGCACCAGUGCGUGACGAGGAGUACCUCUUCGUGAUCUUCGACUUCCUAGUGGGUGUCCUCAUCUUUGCCACCAUUGUUGGCAACGUAGGAGCCAUGAUAUCCAACAUGAACGCCACACGUGCCGAGUUCCAAGCCCGCAUCGACUCCAUCAAGCACUACAUGCAGUUCCGCAAGGUCAGUAAGGAGCUGGAGGCUCGGGUCAUCAAAUGGUUUGACUACCUGUGGACCAACAAGAAGGCAAUCGAUGAGCAAGAGGUGCUCAAGAACCUUCCCAACAAGCUUCGGGCGGAAAUCGCCAUCAACGUGCACCUGGAGACUCUGAAGAAGGUGCGGAUCUUGCAGGACUGUGAAGCAGGGCUCUUAGUGGAGCUCGUUCUGAAGCUUCGGCCUCAAGUCUUCAGCCCGGGCGACUACGUCUGUCGGAAAGGAGACAUUGGGAAGGAGAUGUACAUCAUUAAAGAAGGUCGGCUGGCGGUGGUCGCUGACGACGGCGUGACGCAGUUCGCCCUCCUGACUUCUGGCAGCUGCUUCGGCGAGAUCAGCAUCCUCAACAUCAAGGGCAGCAAGAUGGGCAACCGGCGCACGGCCAACAUCCGAAGCAUCGGCUACUCGGACCUCUUCUGCCUGUCCAAGGAUGACUUGAUGGAGGCGGUGAUAGAAUACCCUGAUGCCAAGAAGGUGCUGGAGGAGAGGGGCCGAGAGAUCCUCCGGAAGGAGGGACUGCUGGAGGAGCUGAGGGCAGGGGGGCUUACAGGAGAACAGAUGGAGGAGAAAGUGGAACGACUGGAGACGUCCCUGGAUACCCUGCAGACCCGCUUCGCCCGGCUGCUGGGGGAAUACACGGCUACACAGCAGAGACUCAAACAGAGGGUCACCACUCUGGAGAGCAGGAUGCAGCUUUCAGGCAGCGGGUUUCUGUCCGAUGGUAACGAGAGCACUACCGAUGGUGACGGCACUCACAGCGAGGUCAACAUUCAGCUCUGAAUGGAACUGGGUCUUUAUUAUGGGUCUUAAUUCCAUGAUUAUUCUAGACUCAGGGAGAACAAGUGGCUCAGAGGCUUGUUGGUUAAAGGAGAACUCUGGUGUAAAAUGGACUUUUGUUGUAGUAAAACAUGAUAAAAUAUUCUUUCCUUUGAUGAAUAGCACACCUCCGUUCUCCCACAGCGUUCAGAGAUCCAGACAUUUUAACAGUUUGUCCAAACACCCUUCAGACUGGGAGAUACGGGGCAAAAUUUGCCUUGAUGAAUCACUUUUUACACCGUUAUCCAGCUCAAAGUAGCUCCACACCUCCUCACUAGAAUCCGAAGAGCCCUGACAUUUAAAACGAGGCAUUAAUAACUUAAGGUAAGUACUUUUUUUUCAUGUUUUACUUCUCCAAAAGUCCAUUUUACACCGGAGUUCUCCUAUAACACAUUUCAUGUUUUUUCCAUGGUAUUCCAUGUCUUCGUGUCUGGGUUUCCUCCCACUGUCCAAAAACAUGGUUAACAGGUUAAAUGGAAACUCUGAAUUGCCCUGGUGUGUAUACUGUAUGUGUGGGUGUAAUUAUGUAUGAGAGUGUGUAUGUAUGUUUAAAACUUUUUAGAGCUUUUGAGACAUUUUUUAUACUUUUGCUAAUUUCAUUUUAUAAUAGUCUUUUAAGGACAUCUGGAAUCUGAAAAGGCAAAGGCUAUGUUUAAUGUCAUUAAAAAUAGAUGUCUUUAGUGUCCACUAAAGCUGAUAUCCAUAUUUUAGUCAAAAAUGUAAAUAGCUCAGUGUUUUUAAAUAGGUCAAUAAAUCAAUAGGUCAAUGGGUCACUUUAUAUGAGUCAUUACCAGUUGGAGACAAUAUUUAACAAUAAAAUGUUUGUUUUGGGUGAAGACUGAAACAUGUAAAGGCUGUAUAUAUGUAUAUAAACUUUGACUUGUAUUAUUGUACUACAUAAACUUUGAAGCUGAUUUUUGUUUGAAACACAGAUUAAAGAUAUUGUGUUUUAGUUUA